Molecule: messenger RNA, 728 nt
Organism: Amyelois transitella
Lineage: Eukaryota; Metazoa; Arthropoda; Insecta; Lepidoptera; Pyralidae
Gene: Pa1
Product: PAXIP1-associated glutamate-rich protein 1
Exons: 1
Coding region: 172-621 (149 amino acids)
Source: RefSeq, a predicted model, not a curated record
CAAAUUAGUUUGGUUUGACUUGUUUUGUUUUGCAGUUUUCUUUUCUCUGGCGUUUAAUCUAAUAAUGAUAUUGACUAAUAGUACAUACGAUAAUAAAAUUGACUAAUGGUACGAUAAAAUUUUCCAAAAAUAACAUUCUGUAGCGUUUAUGACACCAAAUAGUAAACCAUAAUGACUGAGCUCCAAGGCGACGAUUGGGAACUAGCCUGCUCCGAUGACGAAUUAUCAAAGACCGGAGUUUUCAUUGGAAAGAACUGGAUGCCUGACCCUGCUGAGUUGGAGGAGCUUUACAACAGUAUCGGCAAAAGUGGGUCCUUGAAUCUCGAGUGGAAAUGUCCCGGCAGGCGAGCGCCUACACCCGUGCCUGUGAGCAAUGCUAAUCAGCCCGAAAUGCCUGCGUCUCCUGCCAGAGAGGAAAAAUCAGACUUUGAUUUCAUGGAUGAAGUGAAUUCAUUGAGUUUGAGAGUCCGUAGAGAUGGUGAGGACACAUUAAGAGGCUCAGCAAAGAAGAAAACUACUUCGUUUGAUGGUAUUUUGUCUAAUAUGAUCAGACACAAACGGAUAGAGCAGAUGGAGAAACAAGGGAACACUCCAGGAACACCAUCUUCAAAUGCCAGUUGAUUUAUUUUAAUGCAAAGUUAACAUGAGCAGAGUUAAAUUGUAAUAAAUGUGAAUUUAUUGAAGCAUGUAGACUGACACUAUUGUUCUAGUGAAAAGUGAUAAGCUAA